Saxophila tyrrhenica is the source of this 1059-nucleotide messenger RNA. RefSeq lists its product as uncharacterized. Gene Ontology annotation, cellular component: mitochondrion; ribosome. Gene Ontology annotation, biological process: translation. The record is from RefSeq and is a predicted model, not a curated record. Bases 1 to 1059 code for a protein of 352 amino acids. Gene Ontology annotation, molecular function: RNA binding; structural constituent of ribosome. The transcript has a single exon. NCBI's taxonomy places the organism in Eukaryota, Fungi, Ascomycota, Dothideomycetes, Mycosphaerellales, Extremaceae.
AUGGAGAAGGUGGCACAGAGGGUGAAGCGGCUGGAGGCUCAGGCGAGCAGAAAAUUGAAAGGACGCAAACAAGCAGUUGCGGCGGCCGAGAGAUGGGAGCGCAGAUUCACUCGACGACGAACCAUCUCCGCCAACAACCAGAACAUCAAAGCUGCGCGUAUCAACCGGCACAUCGACUGGGCCGCUGGUCCCCUAGCCCCUCGAAGAGAUGUGGGCGAGUUGGGUGAGAAAUUCGGGACGGUCUCCAUCUUCGACGCAGCACAACCAGAGCGAGAGCCGGAGGACAGGAAAUGGAUACCUUUGGAUAAAGGAGAUAGAGUGGUCAUCACGUACGGCAGGGACAGAGGCAAGAUAGGGCAUGUGCUGGAGGUGGACCAAGAGAGGCAGGCUGUGGCUGUCAAAGACUUGAACAUGAUGGACAUCUGGGUGCCGGACUGGUCGAAGCGGUCUACCCAGCAGGAAAAGAGCGUCAGUCCGCAACCUCGCCAUGUGCCAGCGGAGCACGUCAAGUUGGUGUAUCCGCUUCCGGAUCCUAGGGAUGGCAGACUGCGAGACGUGAUCAUCGACCGGCUGGAGAAGGUCAAGUUGGAGCCCCGGCGGGAGGACUACGACAAAAGCGCAGAGCCUCGAAAGGAGUUCAGGGCGAUACCUGGCGCGAAAACUAUCAUACCUUGGCCGGAAGUGCCGGAAGACCAGCCGGAGGAGGAGAACGACGAUGAUACACCGCGUAUCACUGUGGAUGAGAUCACCUUCCGCCCAUACCUCCUUUACCCGCCUAUGCCGACUUCAGUGAUCGACGAGCUCCGAAACAAGUACAGCAAGUUCCGGACACGGCAUACUUGGGAAUACGAGCAGAAAUUGGAGGCGGAGGCGCAGCGGGAGGAACGCAGGAGUCAGCUCGGUAAGACCAUGCGGACGCCGCUGCAGGAGCUGGCGGAGUUGCGAGCGAGGCAGAAGGCGGCAGAGGAGAGGCAGCUGUCGGACGAGCAAUUGGCCAAGAUUGGAGAGGUCAUGGCUGGCGAGAGACAGAAGAUGACCGAUACCGUGGCCCGACGGUAA